AACUAGAUCUUAAUCUCAUCCUCCUUCAAUAUCAACCAUGAGUUCAAUGCUGUUCUUGAAGUAGUGGCUUAGAGUUGUUCAUAACUUCAUAUCUUCCUGCUAGCCUUGGCUUAUUAGUGUGUGGGUGCGCAAUAGUAUCAUUCAUUCUUAAAAUCUAAUUAAUAUUCUAGAACAAACCUCUCUUCUGCUCCACACUAGAGAGGGAAAAGCCAUGGCUGCACAAGCUCUUGUUUCUUCAUCAUCUCUUGCAUUCUCAGCUGAGGCUGCCAAACAGAGCCUUGGAGCAAGAUCACUCCAAUCUCCUAUUGGAUCCUCCAGAAAAGGCUCCUUCAUUGUCAAGGCAGCUUCUACUCCUCCUGUCAAGCAAGGAGCAAAUAGACCCUUGUGGUUUGCAUCAAAGCAGAGUCUUUCUUACUUGGAUGGCAGCCUUCCAGGUGACUUUGGAUUUGACCCACUAGGACUCUCAGACCCUGAAGGAACAGGAGGGUUCAUCGAGCCAAAAUGGCUAGCAUACGGUGAGAUAAUCAACGGUCGCUUCGCAAUGUUGGGUGCAGCCGGUGCCAUCGCGCCUGAAAUUCUCGGCAAGGCCGGUCUGAUUCCAGAGGAAACAGCACUCCCAUGGUUCCAAACCGGUGUGAUUCCACCUGCAGGAACAUACAGCUACUGGGCAGACUCAUACACGCUGUUUGUGUUGGAGAUGGCGCUCAUGGGCUUUGCGGAGCACAGGAGGUUCCAAGACUGGGCCAAGCCCGGGUCCAUGGGCAAGCAGUACUUCUUGGGCCUGGAGAAAGGCCUCGGAGGCUCCGGUGACCCGGCGUACCCUGGCGGGCCUUUCUUCAACCCUCUUGGGUUCGGUAAGGAUGAGAAAUCCAUGAAGGAGUUGAAGCUCAAGGAAGUUAAGAAUGGAAGGUUGGCCAUGUUAGCAAUCUUGGGUUACUUUAUUCAAGGCCUUGUCACUGGUGUUGGGCCUUACCAAAACCUCCUAGAUCAUCUUGCUGACCCUGUCAACAACAAUGUCUUGACCAGUCUCAAGUUCCACUGAAUCUAAUUAAUGUAUGUAUCAAUCUAUGUAUAUGUAUGUUGUUACAUAUAUAUUCAUUACUCUCGGUUGUUGUUGGGGACUAGAGCAUCAUCGUGUGUACCUUUUGUUCCAUGGUGUGGUGUUGUAAGGAAAUGAUCGACAUGUAAAAGAACUAGAACUAUUCAGCAUCCUGUGUUUGCAUAGAUUCCUAA
Lotus japonicus is the source of this 1233-nucleotide messenger RNA. Its product is annotated as chlorophyll a-b binding protein 8, chloroplastic. Gene Ontology annotation, biological process: photosynthesis, light harvesting in photosystem I; response to light stimulus. Bases 212 to 1042 code for a protein of 276 amino acids. The record is from RefSeq and is a predicted model, not a curated record. The transcript is spliced from 3 exons. Lineage: Eukaryota; Viridiplantae; Streptophyta; Magnoliopsida; Fabales; Fabaceae. Gene Ontology annotation, cellular component: plastoglobule; chloroplast thylakoid membrane.